Homalodisca vitripennis (glassy-winged sharpshooter) is the source of this 962-nucleotide messenger RNA. RefSeq names its product chromosomal protein D1-like. The transcript has 4 exons. Bases 169 to 441 code for a protein of 90 amino acids. The record is from RefSeq and is a predicted model, not a curated record. Lineage: Eukaryota; Metazoa; Arthropoda; Insecta; Hemiptera; Cicadellidae. Gene Ontology annotation, biological process: regulation of DNA-templated transcription.
AUGAUUGUGGCGCCUUUUCUCUUCAUUGUGAUUAGUUUACUAUUGUUUGGCGGUUUAAGUCAACCCCUUCGGCGUCCCUAGUUUUUGCUAGUCUUCUUUCCGUAAAAUUUGCUGUGGUUUGGUUUGUUUAUUUUACCAAAACUCCUCGUAGGUACCGAACUUGCUGAUAUGGCUGAUGAUGCAGUAGUUGAGAAGAAGCGUGGCCGCAAGGCCGUAGUUGAUGAUGGACCAGCUAAGAAGAAGGAAAAGAAGGAGGUGAAAGAAAGUGGAGCCACUCCUGCGAAGAGAGGGCGGGGCAGACCAAAGGGCACUGGCAAGAAAGCUGCAGGAAAACCUAAGGCAAAGUCCACUCCUGGAAAGGGACGUGGAAAGGCAAAAAAGACUGAGAAGAAAGCUGAUUCAGCAGAAGAAGAGGAGGAAGAAAACGAUGAAGAGAACUAAAUCUGUGCUAAUGAAUGUUAAAGAAAGAACUGCCUUUAUGUAAAUAUGUAGGUUUUAUAUAUAAAGUAAAUAUUUUGUAUGUAUUUCACAUACAAAUCUCAAAAUCUACAUAGAUAGUGUCAUAUGAAAGUGCCACUGAAAUUUACCUAAUUUUAAAUUAUAAUUAAGACAAAUUUUUAGAUUGUUGACAUCUUUAACAUGUUUAAAAACUGAGUACAUGUUCAUUGUUUCACAAAUCCGUUAAGAAAGUUUUUGUGUAUUACAAUUAGUUAUUUACUUAUAAACCUAUUUUCAGUAUAUUAAGUAUUUCAUGCUAUAGAUUAAACAUUGUAAUGGUUUUUCAUCAAUCAAUUUUGUCAUAGGUACAAUAGUUCUGUAGUAUUCUGUUAGCCCAAUAAGUGAUACUACUGUCUACCAUAUCUAGCAUUUAUUCUUUGCUGGCUACAUCAAGUAAUAUGUUUUGAAAACUUUUAAACUUAUUGUUUAUAUUAUAAAGAACAAAUACACUUUUUAUACAAGUA